Gadus morhua (Atlantic cod) is the source of this 2621-nucleotide messenger RNA. It is a transcript of the gene bfsp1, whose product is annotated as beaded filament structural protein 1. NCBI's taxonomy places the organism in Eukaryota, Metazoa, Chordata, Actinopteri, Gadiformes, Gadidae. Gene Ontology annotation, cellular component: intermediate filament; cytoplasm. The record is from RefSeq and is a predicted model, not a curated record. Bases 205 to 2226 code for a protein of 673 amino acids. Gene Ontology annotation, biological process: lens fiber cell development. The transcript is spliced from 8 exons. Gene Ontology annotation, molecular function: structural constituent of eye lens.
UUACCCUGUCACCCCGCGCACGGAGGUGGGUGUUUUGGGGGGCUAUUUCGCGGGCAUCCAGGGCUGGGGGCGUUUAGUCUAGCAUGAGACAGCUCAGGGCGAGCACCCGAUUUGUCACACACUAACGGUGCUAAAAGGGCAUCAAGCACUCCGGGGAUACCACCUAACCAAGGCAGCCAGCGAAGGGGGAAGAGAACCACCAACAUGUUCAAGACCAGUUACCUGCGCGAAGUGCGCAAGGACAAGUACGAGCGCUCCGAUGUCUUCGAGGAGGAGGAACCAGCGGGCGACGAGUCCUCCGCCGGGGCCUCGGCCAUCCAGGGCUGGGAGAGCCUCCAGGAACUCAACGGCCGUUUCGCCCGGUACAUCAACCGGGCUCGCGUGUUGGAGCAGCGCAACGCCGUGUUCCGCAAGCAGCUGGAGACCCUGCAGCGCAUGGAGGAGGUGAGCGGGCUCGAGGAGGCCUUCACGGAGCAGAUCGACGUCAACCGCCAGCGCAUCCGCGAGCUGUCCUCCGAGCACGCCAAGCUGGAGCGCGAGCUGAAGGAUGCGUGCCGCAUGCUGGAUGAGUACACGAGCAAAUACAGGAAUGAAUGCGAGUAUCAAGAACAGCUCAGGAGCACUCUGGAACAGCUUAAUAGGGAGGCGGAUCAGGCUCUGCUGGGUAACCUGGAACAUCAGAUCCAGAAUCAGUUCCUUCAGGAUGACAUUCUGUCCACCAGAGACAGGCACAAGAAGAACCUGGCGGAGAUCCAGACGUACGUGAACAUACUGCACCAGAUCAACCAGACCGCCCCCCUGCUGCAGAACAUGUCAAUGGGCAUCUCCGAGGACCAGGAGAGGCUGCUGACCCAGAGGAGGGUCCCGGAGCUUCAGAGCCAGCUGGAGGAGUACAAGAGCGCCAUCUGCCAGCUGCAGAUGCAGAAGCAACGCCUACAGACAGAGACGGGGUCGCUGGAUCAGGCCAUCAAGAGCACACAGGACGGCUACGACGACGAGAUCCAGGCCUACAACGACCAGAUCGAGGCGCUGCGCAAGACCAUCGAGGAGGCGGAGCGUUCCCUGGAGCGCUACACCAGCGAAUGUCGCCACCUGGCCAUGUACCAGACGUCCCUGGAGAACGAGCUGGAACGCUACAAGAGGAUCAUCGAGAACGAGGACAACCGGUUGAACUCAGCGAUAAUUGGCACACCCAUUACCCUGUUCACCACUAAUUGUUGCAACCCGCACGCACCUACCGCGCCCAGCCGAGGGAGAGACCUCACCCAGGCCAUCCAGGACAUCACCACCAUCAAGCCCCGCCAGAAGAACCUGGCCAAGAAGGUGCAGAAGAAGAAGGAGCUCGGCCCAAGAGACGUGACCGACUGUUCCCAGGACGACCUUCCCGUUGCCCCCUCCCACGGAGACGCCGCCGGGGGGGAGGAUGAGGUGGUGAGGAGGACGGAGCAGAGCACCGGCUCCGUGCCAGGGGCACGGGUGUCCCCCCAGGACGUCCCCGACGGCGCCCAGCUCAGCAAGGCGUUCGACACGCUCUGCAACAUCGUGCGCGACCGGAUGAGGAAGUACCGCAGGCCUGAGCCCAUCGCCGACUUCUACACCAAGGGCCGCUACGUCCUGGUGACGGGGGACGCCAGCUACAUGGACCCCUGCUUCUGCACCUCCUCCCCCUCCGGCGGCCACGUCUUUAUCACCGCCGGGGACGGGAUGUUCAUGCCCCCCUACGACCCGCCCUACGGGCCCGGUGGACCCGCCUAUCCCCAGCCUCCACCCCCGCCCAUGCCCGGCCCCAGCGACCCCACUCUGCCCUCUGGUGGCGGCGAUAGGAAGGGCGACAACGGCGGCAAGGGAAAGGACGGAGGAGGUGGAGGUAAUGGUGGUGGCGGUAGAGGCAAGGGUAGAAACGGAGACCCAAAGGCCAAGGACCCCGAGCCAUCUCCAGCCCCUGGCCCCGGCCCCAGCCCCGGCCCCGGCCCCGCUCCUCGCCCAGCCGGCCCCUACCCUUCCCCGGGGGAUACCCUCCCGACCGGGCCAAGGGGCCGCCGUCCCACGCCCGGCAGCCCUCCCACCCGCAGCUACCACCCGGACACCCUGAGCUACGAGAAGGUGGAGGUGCUGGAGACGGUGGAGAGGCUGUCCGGCGACAACAAGGUGAAGGGUUACGAGGAGACGGCCCUGGUGGUGGAGACCACCGUCGAGAAGAUCAGCAAGAAGAAACCCAGAACCUGAAGUGGUGCUUCACUCGUGAGACGUGGGAAGAUUUGCUUCCGUGAAGAGGACAAUGAUGAUGGAGGAUUAGUGUGCCUUUCAUUUGCUUGACCUCGCCGCCUUCUGCCUCAAGCGUUUGCUGGUUCCCGAGGGACUUAUGCUGCUGCUGUUGUUCUUACAGCCGUCUUCAUGAUAGAGGAACACUUGGGGGAAGAUGAACAUGCUGGAGACCCAAGCCACGAAAACCUCUAAAAGUUUGAAAGAAAAUUGUAUAGAAAGUUACGCCGCCCUUUGCGACUUUCAGCCCUGAAGUUUAUGACGUUGAAAUGAAUGCCAUUGCCUGCAAUUAAAAGUUUUGCUGUGUGUCAAUUAGCUUGGAUUGAUAUCAUGCAUAAUAAAGAAAAGUCAUACAUAAA